UGGGAAACCAGUGGAGAAUCCCGGGUUCGCCCAAACCUGGGGUCGGGGCAACUGGGCGGCCGGCGGGUCCAGGGCGGGGAUGCACCGCCGCGGGGUGGGAGCCGGCGCCAUAGCCAAGAAGAAGCUUGCCGAGGUGAGGGAGAGGAAGGCCGACCCGCAGCCCACCCCGGCCAGGCGAGACACUGAAUUCAGUAUCCUCAAACCGCCUUCUGACAGAACCUAAGACAGGCUUCUUGGGCCCCAGGGAACUGAGUGUCUCCAGCUUCCGGCCAAGUAUAAGGAGAGAGGGACUGUCUUGGCUGAGGACCAGCUGGCCCAGAUGUCAAAGCAGUUGGAUAUGUUCAAGACCAACCUGGAGGAAUUUGCCAGCAAGCACAAACAGGAGAUCCGGAAGAAUCCUGAGUUCCGAGUACAGUUCCAGGACAUGUGUGCCACCAUUGGGGUGGAUCCCCUGGCCUCUGGAAAAGGAUUUUGGUCUGAGAUGCUGGGCGUAGGGGAUUUCUAUUACGAACUCGGUGUCCAGAUUAUCGAAGUAUGCCUGGCCCUCAAGCACCGGAAUGGAGGUCUGAUAACUCUAGAGGAACUACAUCAACAGGUGUUAAAAGGAAGGGGCAAGUUCGCCCAGGAUGUUAGCCAAGACGACCUGAUCAGGGCCAUCAAGAAACUAAAGGCACUUGGCACUGGCUUCGGCAUCAUCCCUGUGGGUGGCACUUACCUCAUUCAGUCUGUUCCAGCUGAGCUUAAUAUGGAUCACACGGUGGUGCUGCAGCUGGCAGAGAAAAAUGGCUACGUGACUGUCAGUGAAAUCAAAGCCAGUCUUAAAUGGGAGACAGAGCGGGCGCGCCAAGUGCUGGAACACCUGCUGAAGGAGGGGUUAGCCUGGCUGGACCUGCAGGCCCCAGGGGAGGCCCACUACUGGCUGCCAGCGCUCUUCACUGACCUCUACUCCCAGGAGAUUACAGCUGAGGAGGCCAGAGAAGCCCUCUCCUGACUCUGGAGUGUGGAAGGGGGCAUAGCAGCAGCAGGAAGAGGGAGGAGCCAUUGGUAGAAUAAAACCUGAAGAAUUUUGUUUAAAAAAAA
This is a messenger RNA of Choloepus didactylus (southern two-toed sloth), 1080 nucleotides long. It is a transcript of the gene SNF8, whose product is annotated as SNF8 subunit of ESCRT-II. NCBI's taxonomy places the organism in Eukaryota, Metazoa, Chordata, Mammalia, Pilosa, Megalonychidae. The record is from RefSeq and is a predicted model, not a curated record. The transcript has 8 exons. The coding region runs from base 320 to 991 and encodes 223 amino acids. Gene Ontology annotation, cellular component: ESCRT II complex. Gene Ontology annotation, biological process: protein transport to vacuole involved in ubiquitin-dependent protein catabolic process via the multivesicular body sorting pathway.